Messenger RNA from Enterobius vermicularis (human pinworm), 3744 nucleotides. The record is from the annotation of a GenBank genome assembly. Lineage: Eukaryota; Metazoa; Nematoda; Chromadorea; Rhabditida; Oxyuridae.
AUGGUUAUUUUACGUUUGCAGUGCGGCCAGUUGUUUCACAUCGCUCAUAAUAAUAGGGAAGGACCGGUGGAAGGGAGAGGAGGAAAGAAGCCGAAGGGUUUGAUGCAUUAUUUUGAACAGCACAUUUACUGUGUGAGUUUCCCACUGCGGAAUUUGCUGAAUCGUUCUCCAGUACGAUCUAUCAUGCUGGAGAAGUAUCGAAUAUCUUUCUUUUCAUGGGCAUCAUCGUUGAACUCAAGUUUGGUGUCAAAAAUGGGAGUUCCAAAAUUCUACCGAUGGCUAAGCGAACGUUAUCCAUGUCUCAGUGAGAUCGUUUCUGCUGGCCAGAUUCCUGAAUUUGAUAAUCUUUACUUCGAUAUGAACGGUAUUAUUCACGGUUGUUCGCAUCCUAAUGAUGAAGAUGUAUUCUUCAGGAUUUCAGAAGAGGAGAUUUUUCGUGAUAUAUUUCAUUAUAUAGAAACUCUUUUCGGGAUCAUAUGCCCCAAAAAAGUCUUUUUUAUGGCUGUAGAUGGAGUUGCUCCUCGUGCAAAGAUGAACCAGCAGCGUGCUAGGCGUUUUAUGUCUGCCAAAAAUGCGGAGAUGACUUAUAAACUAGCGGCAAGUAGAGGAAAAGAAGUUUCGCAGGAAGGGCGUUUUGAUUCAAAUUGUAUUACUCCUGGUACUCAGUUUAUGGCGCGGUUGCAUACCCAUUUACAAUAUUUUAUUCAGUACAAGAUAACAACGGAUCCAUUGUGGCAGGGAAUCCGCAUAUACUUAUCUGGACAUGAUUGCCCUGGAGAAGGUGAACAUAAAAUUAUGGAUUUUAUUCGAACUGAACGAUCGAAGCCAGAUUAUGAUCCAGAUACGAGACAUUGUUUGUAUGGUCUCGAUGCUGAUUUAAUAAUGCUUGGUGCCUGCUCUCAUGAACCGCAUUUUUCUCUUUUAAGAGAGGAAGUUCAGUUUGGUCGCCCUAGAAAUAAUUCGAAAUCACAAAGAACAAGUGUCGAAAAAACCACCUUUCAUUUGCUUCAUAUCUCGCUCUUGCGCGAAUAUCUUGGAAUGGAAUUUAAAACACUCGAGGACAAAAUUUCGUUUAAGUAUGACUUGGAGUCCAUAAUUGAUGACUGGGUAAUGUUAGGUUUUCUAGUAGGGAAUGAUUUUAUUCCUCAUCUCCCAUAUGUUCAUAUUCAUCAAGAUGGUCUUGAUGCCUUGUACAAUACCUACUUAGAAGUGCUUCCGCGACUGGAUGGUUAUAUAAACGAGAAUGGUAUAUUGAACCUAAAAAGGUUUGAAAUUUUUUUAAAAUCUUUCUCCAAAAACGAUCGGCGCUGUUUUGUCGUUGAAAUGGAUGAUCUUACUUAUUUGAAAUCCAAACAAGCUGGAGAUGCUGCAGCGUUCAGAUCUAAGAGGGUGGAAGAGAAGCGGGAAGAAGAAAUGGUUGCUUAUGAGCUCUCCGACGGCGGUAGUGUUUCUGAACUUGCUUCGUCAGAACCGGAAACAAAAGGAGCAGUAUGGACACCGUCUGUUAACAGAGCGUUCAAGCACCAUAAGCGGGCGUAUUACACUGAGAAGAUGAAGUAUAAGAAUAUUAGUAAAGAACAACUACAAGAGCAAGCUGAAGGUUACGUUCGUGCCAUUCAGUGGAAUCUUCAUUACUAUUACCAUGGUUGUUGCAGCUGGAAUUGGUUUUACCCUCACCAUUAUGCACCAUACAUAUCAGAUGUUUUUAACUUUUCCGAUAUGAAGUUGGAUUUUGAACUUAGUGAACCGUUCCAUCCAUUUGAACAACUAUUAGCCGUGCUUCCGGCAGCUAGUGCAAGUUGUCUGCCUGUUCCAUUUCAGGAACUUAUGUUAGACGAAUCUAGCCCUAUAUACGAUUUUUACCCUCGCGAGUUUCUUACUGAUUUGAACGGAAAGAAGAAUGACUGGGAAGCAGUUGUUUUAAUUCCGUUUAUUGAAGAAAAGAGAUUAUUAGAAGCAGUCGCCACUAAGACAGCCCGACUGACGGAGGAGGAACGCUUAAGGAAUUCGCAUGGUCCGCAUUUGCUUUUCACAACCGAUUUUGAAAAUCCCGCACGUCUUGAUUCCUCCAUACCCGAAGUUUUAGAGAGCAUGGAGAAUUGUGUGGCGAAAAGCCAAAUAGUUUACGGACUUUUGCCUGGUGUCCAUCUCGAUGUUUAUUUCCCUGGUUUUCCAACAACAAAACAUAUACCAUAUACUUCUGAAUUACGACAUGCUAACUGCUGUAUUUUCCAGCAACCAACUCUGAAGAAGUCAAUGAUAAUGUCCAUUAUUGAAAGACCAGAACUUCAAAAAGAUUUUUCAUCAAUCGCUUCAGAUUUACUUGGGAAAGAAGUGUAUGUAGAAUGGCCUAUUUUAAAGAAAGGGCUUGUUCAUCAGUUGUGGACCAGUGAUUCCAAAUGGCUUUUGGGGGAUGAUGGUACAGUAGCUUGUGAGGAACUUGAUCCGUUGGAGAGCGGUGCUUACCAGAACCACUGCAAUGAUCUUGUUAAACGGGGCAUUCAAAGAACAUGUUCCAGUGAAUACAAGCGCUUCGGGAUCGAAGUUGGAGAAAGGAAAGCAAUUGUUUUUGCUAAGUCUUUAGUUGGCAUAUCUACCCUAGUUGAACAAGAAAAAGUCGUUGUACAGAAAACGUGGACUUCUGAUCUUGACUUAAAGAAUGUGUUAGAAGACCGGCGGAUGUAUCCAAAUAUGACAUCCAUUACGGAGGCGUUUCCUGUGGGAUGUUCGGCAUUCUUUUCUAACACGAAAACAAAGUUUUACGGCUACCGAGUGGUAGUCGAGAGCAGCGGAUUUCUAAAAAAGCAAUCUACUGCCAUCUGGCUUAAUCGUUUUAAAAGCGUGCUUAAAGUUCGCUGUACUUUACCGAUAAACGAUCUAGAGUUAACGCAUUUAGCUUUCAAUAUUAAAAGAUACUCUGUUCAGUGGUUUCAUAUUAAUUUAGUUGCCCGUCCUGGAACGCUUUUAGUGACUAGAAAUAUUGUCAGCCGCAUUACCGGCCAUGUUCCCUUAAUCAUGACCACGGCAGCGCAGUAUGGCUCUAAACAGGACCGAGCAGAAAGAAUGAACAUUGGUUUAUGUCUGAAAAAUCCGAAGAAAAAUUUGGCGAUCCCAGGAUUUGCGAAACGGAUUAAUGACACUUGGGAUUACUCGUUUAAAACAGUCCGUGUCCUUCUCGAGUACCGCAGAAGAUUUCCUGAAGUUUUUAACCACUUACAACACCCGACACGAGUAACUGAGGCAUAUUUUGCUGAAGAAAUAUGGAACGAUCCAGUUGAAAGGGAGGCACGCACACGCGAACUCUCAGAAUUUCUGAAAUCUCUUCCUUCUGCAUCGAUGAGUAUGGAACCCGCUGAUGGUAAUUUUCUAGAUGACAGUGCUAUAAAGGAAGUUGAGCGAAUAGUUUCUUCAACUCCGAAGCAGUUUAAAACUAAGCAUUUUGCAGUCAAGCCGUCUAUGCUUUUUCGACACGAACUUCACACUGGGAGGACGUUGCCAGAUCCAGAUACGAAGUUUGAACUGCUUGACCGCGUGGUUUGUGUCAGACCCUUGAGAGGAGCCCCAUUUUCAGGGCUUGGAACGAUUAUAGGAAUUACAGUCGUUAAUGACACUCCUGAAGUAGAUGUGCUUUUCGAUGAAUGCUAUUUUGGUGGCAAAUCCAUACGAGAAUUUCAAGGCGUUGGUGUGAUUUCUUUACACUGGAGUAAGAAUUUGCAAGAAUGGGCUAAUGUGGUAAAAUGUUAA